GUACGUUUCAAACCCAUGUGGUUUACGUUGUUUUUCCGGGUAUGCGCACACUGGCUGCGCCGUCAGCCUCCGGCUUUCCUCCUCUUUUCACGCCUGUUUUCCGUGCGGGCUUCAGUCCUCUGUGCACCUUCAACGCUGCAGGUUUCGAUCCGCACCGCACGACCAGCUGAAGAAAUGGCCACAAAGGUUGCCGUGGUAACGGGCAGCAAUAAGGGCAUUGGUUUUGCCAUCGUCCAAGCCCUCUGCAAGCAGUUCCAAGGAGACGUUUACGUCACCGCCAGAGACGUCGGUCGAGGUCAGGAGGCCGUGAAGUCUCUGGAAUCAGAGGGACUGAAGCCCAUGUUUCACCAGCUGGACAUCAACGACCUGAACAGCAUCAUCACCGCUGCUGCUUACUUUAAGGAGAAGUAUGGAGGAGUGGACGUCCUCGUCAAUAAUGCUGGGAUAGCAUUCAAAGCGGCAGACACAACUCCCUUUGCAGUCCAGGCAGAGGUGACCCUCAAGACAAACUUCUUCUCCACCAGAGACAUGUUGACCCACUUCCUGCCAAUCAUCAAAGCUGGAGGCCGCGUGGUGAACGUCUCAAGCUUCGUCGGCUCCCGCACUUUGAACCAGUGCAGCGCGGCCCUGCAGCAGCGUUUCCGCAGCGAGAACAUCACGGAGGACGAGCUGGUGGGGCUGAUGCAGCGAUUUGUUGACAAGACCAAGAAGGAUGAGCACAAGCAGGACGGCUGGCCGGAGACAGCGUAUGGAGUCUCCAAGACUGGACUGACGACGCUGUCCAUGAUCCUGGCUCGUCGUCUGUCCAAGGAGAGACCAAAUGACGGGAUCCUGCUGAACGCCUGCUGUCCAGGCUGGGUGCGCACUGACAUGGCCGGUCCGAAAGCCCCCAAAUCACCAGAUGAGGGCGCUAUCACUCCAGUCUACCUGGCACUGCUGCCGCCCGGAGCCACAGAGCCACACGGGAAGUUUGUCUCCGACAAAGAAGUUCAGGCGUGGUGAAAGAGUGAACGCGACCUGCGUGUGUGAGACAGACACAAUAAAAGAGUGAAUUACCAAAAGAAUAGAUUUUAUUUCCACACAGGAGUCACAAAUUUUGUCUGAAGUGGGAUGUUUACAGACACUUAAGCUGAAGGGAUUAAACUGUUGGGGGGAAGAAAUGUCCUCUGGUCUGAUGGGACAAAAACUGAUCUGUUUGGCCAAUAAACUUCCAGCAGCUUUUGGUGAGAAGCCUUGCCUUGCCUCUUGCCUUGACCGAUUGAAACUUAAUCAUUGUGAAACAGAAGAAAAAUGCUUUUCUGCAGUUUUUUCAUGUUAAAAUCAAUAAAUGAUCAUCAAAACUAAAAA
Molecule: messenger RNA, 1347 nt
Organism: Scatophagus argus
Lineage: Eukaryota; Metazoa; Chordata; Actinopteri; Scatophagidae
Product: carbonyl reductase [NADPH] 1-like
Exons: 7
Coding region: 16-1002 (328 amino acids)
Molecular function (GO): carbonyl reductase (NADPH) activity
Source: RefSeq, a predicted model, not a curated record